Messenger RNA from Phycomyces blakesleeanus NRRL 1555(-), 444 nucleotides. RefSeq lists its product as hypothetical. Lineage: Eukaryota; Fungi; Mucoromycota; Mucoromycetes; Mucorales; Phycomycetaceae. The record is from RefSeq and is a predicted model, not a curated record. Bases 1 to 444 code for a protein of 147 amino acids. The transcript is spliced from 4 exons.
AUGGUGGAGAUUUUAUUGGGUUUCGACCAAAAAAAUGGCAGUUAUGUGCCUACUUUUGGUCCAACUGCCAUUCAUCCCACCGUAGUGUCUGUUUCGGUUUCUAUUUUACUUUUGUUAAGCUAUGAUGCAAACUCUGCUGUAGAUCUACCAUUAUGUCCCAACUUUGAAGGACAGCCAGAAAAAAUCUGGACCAUGGAAACAAUAGUUACAAGUGCCAGAAAAGAAAUACCAGAUCAAGACCUGACACAUAUAUCAGAGUUGACAUUGUGGAUAGAAAUUCUUAAGUCAGGUAUCCAAUUGGUUAUUUCUUUUAACAUAUGCCCUCAAUAUUAUACCAAUUGGUUCCCCUUUUUGUUACACUAUGGGAAAAAGAUAGUCUUUUUCGAAUUUGUGGCUUCAUUUUUGGCCUAUAAUAAUCAAAAGAUUGCCAAAAAUCCAAGUUGA